AUGUUAAUUAGCUCACAAGACAGACCUGAUUGUGAUUAACUACUUAAUCUUCCUAUUAUAAAGAAAAAAAUAGAAGAUUUAAAUAUAAAAUAAGAAACCUUUUCAAAAGAAGGCUUUAAUGCUCAAGCAAUCAACUAAAAACUAAGUGUACUUGAUUAAAUAAAGUUUCCUGCUAAUAAGAAAAAUCUUUAAGAAAGGUUACCUAAACCUUCAUACAAUACUAAUAGCUAAUAGGAGAUUAAAAAAUUUACUCCUAAUAACUAGAUAGGUACUUACUUAUCAAACACCAACUUCAGAAGAAUUGAAAAAUAUGAGGAGAGUAAGAUCUAAUUUUGGAAUACUAUUGAAAUCUUAAAACUCUCUCUUAGCCUCAGAAAUAUCAAAGAUUUGAUUUACUGA
Messenger RNA from Tetrahymena thermophila SB210, 399 nucleotides. RefSeq names its product kinase domain protein. NCBI's taxonomy places the organism in Eukaryota, Ciliophora, Oligohymenophorea, Hymenostomatida, Tetrahymenidae. The record is from RefSeq and is a predicted model, not a curated record. The transcript has a single exon.